Penicillium angulare is the source of this 504-nucleotide messenger RNA. Its product is annotated as putative GPI anchored cell wall protein. The record is from RefSeq and is a predicted model, not a curated record. NCBI's taxonomy places the organism in Eukaryota, Fungi, Ascomycota, Eurotiomycetes, Eurotiales, Aspergillaceae. The coding region runs from base 1 to 504 and encodes 167 amino acids. The transcript has 3 exons.
AUGUUGUUCAAGUCGACCUUCGCCCUGGCCUUUGUGGCCCUCGCCAACAUCGCUUCCGCUACUGUGACCCCGGCCUGUGUUCUGUCUGUUGUCGGCGACACAAACAACCCCGAUAACGUCCCAGCUAUCUGUGCCUCCGACUCCCUGCAGUCUGCCAUUGAGAAGAAGUGCGACAAUGUGCAGUCCUCCCUGAAAUUUGUCUCCAACAUUUGCAAGAGCUACGGUUACGACUUUGAUUACUCCUCAUCAUCCUCCAACACCACCAGCAGUGCUACCUCUACUGGUACUGGCUUCGUCACUGCCACUGCCACCGGAGGAUCUAAGGCAACUGGUACCUCCGGCGCUACCACCGGCACCAGCACCGGCUCUACCUCUGGCAGCGGUGCCUCUGGUUCUGCUUCAGCCUCGCCUACACCCUCUACUGCCGGUGCCAUCACUGGACACCAGCUCUCUGGCACCACCUUCGUUGCUGCGCUGUUCUUCGGAGCUGCCGCGCUUCUGUAA